Carcharodon carcharias (great white shark) is the source of this 4513-nucleotide messenger RNA. Its product is annotated as galactoside alpha-(1,2)-fucosyltransferase 2-like. Gene Ontology annotation, molecular function: galactoside 2-alpha-L-fucosyltransferase activity. The record is from RefSeq and is a predicted model, not a curated record. Gene Ontology annotation, cellular component: membrane. The transcript is spliced from 4 exons. The coding region runs from base 690 to 1808 and encodes 372 amino acids. Gene Ontology annotation, biological process: carbohydrate metabolic process. Lineage: Eukaryota; Metazoa; Chordata; Chondrichthyes; Lamniformes; Lamnidae.
UUAACUUCCUGAUUUUUGACAUGUGAGAACGUUUUAAUUUGACUGGUUUGUCUGCUGGUUAUGUUACUGAUGUCAGUGUUGCGCAGAUAAAUUUGCUUGAAGUGGUGCCAGAUUAACGCUGCUGGCAGGGAAGGGAAAAAGUAGCAUUGAACACCCUGAGGUAGAGAAACAACAGCCCAGUGAAAUAGGAAAGAAAAAAAACUAGGAGACUGAGACAAUAAAGAGCAACGGGAGAGAAAAAAAAAAUGACUAGGGCGAAAUGAAACGAAUGAAGGAGCGAAGAGAAUAAAGUAAUUGAGUGGUGGCAUUGUGGGUUUCUUAACAGCAAGUAAAUUGCAUAAAGCUAUAAGCUGGAAACCGAGUGCUUAAAUCUGGGAAUUUGCUACGUGAGGAAGGAGGUGCUCUCUUGCCUUUUAUAAAAAAUAGGAGUGAUCCAAGAGGAAGUUGGUGACAGUGAAGGUCCAAAAGAAGGAGCCAGAGACAAUGAAAGCCAAGAGCUGAUGCCCAGAGGCAUUUAUUAACUGUGCAGGCAAUCUCAAUUGAUGUUCCACCACGUCUACAGAGAAAUCCACCCUCCAUCUUCCUUGCCACUCCUAAAAUUUGGACGCAGCAUGACAAUGUCAGACUUUGAUGUGAAAGCCUCCCCUCUAAAUUGGAGCCAGGAGAGGGGGAUGGAUCAGUGAUGUGCAAUGUCCUCGGACGAAACUCCCCCAAAAUUGAGGAAAUCAGAAUCACAUCAUGAAGAAAUUGUGAAGAUGGUUCCUUUAAGCAGAGUUUCUGUUUGGAGAAGCAAGAAAAUGCUGGUCUUUUUAAUGUUGUUCUGUGCAAUAACAUUAACUGCCACAAUCUGCAGAUAUGAGUUGAGAAAUGGUUAUAUAGGCGAAUAUUUUCAGUUUUUUGAAAAUAUGACAAUGCAGUGUGAAACAGAGGAAGAUUCUGAAACGGUGAACGCUUCUUUGAAAGGAAUUUGGACAAUUAACCCUAAUGGACGACUUGGCAACCAGAUGGGCGAGUAUGCAACGUUAUACACAUUGGCAAAAUUGAAUGGUCACCAAGCGUACAUUUUACCUGCCAUGGCCAAUUACCUGUCUCCUAUCUUCAAAAUUACACUUCCGACCCUCCAUGGCAGACUGAGAUAUAGGAUAAAUUGGAAGCAAUAUAAUCUCCAUGACUGGAUGGACGAUGAGUACCGUAAUAUUCCAGGAAAGUGUGUUAUGUUCUCAGGGUAUCCAUGUUCUUGGACCUUUUACCAUCAUAUCCGAGAAGAAAUUCUCCAUGAGUUCACCUUUCAUGACUUUCUCAAAGAACAGGCCAAUGCGUUCCUUAGACGCAUUGCGGGGAAGCGAAAGAAUGUAACGUAUGUUGGUGUUCAUGUUCGAAGAGGAGAUUACAUACAUGUCAUGCCAGAUAUUUGGAAAGGAGUCAUAGCUGAUAAGAAAUACUUGGACACAGCAAUGGCUUACUUCAGAAAUAAAUACAAAAAUGUUAUUUUUGCAGUGACAAGUAAUGGAAUGGAUUGGUGUAAGGAGAACAUUGAUAAUUCUAAAGGAGAUGUUUUCUUUUCAGAUGAUCCAAAGCAAUCGAGUCCAGCUGAAGACAUUGCAAUCCUUGCUCAUUGUAAUCACACUAUAAUGACAAUAGGGACAUUUGGUUAUUGGGCUGCUUACUUGGCAGGUGGGGAGACAAUUUACCUCACAAACUUUACUUUGCCUGAAUCACCAUUUCUAAAGUUAUUCAAGUACGAGGCAGCUUUCUUACCUCAAUGGAUCGGAAUUCCUGCAGAUCUCUCACCUCUCCUGCCCAAGUAAACUUCAAAUUAGCUCAAUAGUUACAUGUCUUAUAAUCUUAAAAUCUCAUCAAUUUUAUAUUGCUUGUGUUCAAUAUUUUUUAAAUUGCAAAAGCACCAAGUUCAGAAAUCAAAGUGUCCAGAAUGUCCAGUGAAAGUUAUAUUAAAUUUUAAAGUGUUUGUUUUGUCAAAGUCACCGCCUAAUAUAUUUUAAUGAGUUUCAGUUAUGUUGCUGAGAUUAGUGAAUGAACAGCAUUGUAGAGUUUCACAAUUUACAGUUGAUGUUUGUCUAGACAGUACAGCGGUGGAACUGACACUCAAAAACAACUAUAUUUUAAGGAUUUUCUCAAGGAAAAAGAUGUAAAGUUAACUUGAUUAUUUUUUAAUUCACUCUUCGUGAAUUAAAUCAUGGAGAAUUUAGGGUGGGAGGGCAGUGUUACAUUCCUCUUCUCUUCGAUGUAAAUGUACCAAUUUUACACGCAAAGUGGUGAAACAAUAAUGUUGGUUCUUUAUUUGAAGAUAGGACUGUACAAAGAUUUAGCUAAGGGUCUAAGUAUAGUACAUCUAAUCUCUGUUAGUGCUGCUUGCAGACUGAUUACAAGUUGUGGGACUAAUACAUCAUAUCCUGUGUUCAUGGUAAUGAUGGACAGAAGUUUAAGAUCUGCUCUCAUCGUAUCACAACAUCCCUUUUUUUCUUAACAAAAGAUUUACCUUUAAAGAAUCAAACUAUUUGCAUAACAGAAAAGGAAAACAACAUGGCUUCUGAAUGUUCUUUAACGCUGGUCUAAAUUUACAAGCCCGUGAAACAUACCAGCAGUUUGCUUAUCCGUCCAGACUUAGUUAUGGUGAUCUUUGCUGAAGGUUGCUGUAUGAUUGCAGAACGCUGGUUGAGGAUAUUGCGUUUGUGUGCCUCUUAGACCCUUGUUCUAUUUGCAAUAGGAUUGCUUACUGUUUCAGGUUGUGGCAUUAUUCUGGUAUGGCAUCUAUUUUGUUGCACUGUCAUGCCUUUUGGUGUCAUACUUGAAAUGAUCUUGGUGCUGGGCAAAUGCUGAUAACUUCUGCUGGAAUCCAUAAACCUUCAAGUUGGGUAUUGAACUCAAAUUUUCUGCCUGAUGUUCAGGUUGAGUAAUUAGUUACCCAGAUGCUGGUCAUAGCCAUCUCUCAUUUCCCCCUGUUUUUCCAUGGGAGUAUUGAUGAGUGAUAACUUGGGGGGUGUUGUCCACAUUUGUCUGCCAAAUAGUAACAGUAAGAUCACAAUAUAUUGGCACAGUGGUGUCAACAGAAGCCUUUUCCACCAUCUAGAUUAAAUACUCACACAUUCAGGGACAGCGUAACUUGUACGCAAAGCUGGAUACACGUGCAGGUGCAAACAUUCACCUCCUUCACACGCUGAAAUGUAUGUACCCAUAGGUGGGACAAAUGAUGAUUCAACCAACUACUGCCAAACUCAUCACAUACAAUUGGCCAGAGACUCCAUCUCAGAUCCAUUACACUCAACAACAACUCACUCUGGUCACCUCAGACAUUUUAUGUCUUGGACACUAUCGGUUCAGUGAUUGCAGGCCCAACAUCAUGCAAGGACCUAUCCUUGGUCACCAUCCGUGGUAUCCUCAAAACAAUGACAAGGAUCGCAGACCAAAAGGUGUGCCAUUGGAAACCCCAUACUUACACUGAGAGAAGACAGUCUAACUGUGCAAAUGCAGAUCAUCAACCGACAGGCAAACACUUAUCCCCAUUCCAAACUUGCACACUUCAUUGCCCUGCAGAAAUAUUGCCAAAUUACUAUUCGACAGCCAAGUGCAGAGAACACUCCCCAGUCAUCACUCGUCCAUAAUCCCAGGAGGACAAAAUGUAUUAAUUGACAAACAGGAGAAGGUGAAAGAUAGCCACGACUGGUAUGUAGGUAACAAAUUGCUCCCAAACUGAAAGUCGAACAAAAAAAUUUGACUACAACACUCACCUGAUGGCAUAUCGAAUCCAUUGAAGAUUGUCAGCAUAUGCCCAGAACCCUGAUGAUGUCAAGCAUGAACAACAAAUGGCGUGACAAUGUGACAAAAAUGCCAAAUCUAAAAAUUAGUACAACCAGAAACACCAAGGGUGGAAUCAUCCCAGAUUUGCACAAAGUGUGGUAGCAGGCGAGGGGGGAUAACAGUCACUUUACUCACCAACCGCAAAGGUGGGUUUUCACGCCACAUCGUCCCUUUCCCACCUCAUUAAUUAUGUAGCCAUAGGAAACACGCCAUCUCGCUGGCGGGCGGCCUCUGAUUUGCCAGCCACCCCAUUACCUCAGCGCUUCCUCACACAGGAUGCCAUAUUUAAACUGCAGCCUUGCACACGUUUCUCAAUGUUUGCAGCCCAGGACUGCUCUGGUGAAGAUAUGGCCCCAAAAACCAAGGCUGAAUCCUCCUGGUUCAGUGACGCACCCCUGGGAAGCCUUCUGGACACCAUGGAGAUCUUGAGGAGGUGGUGCAAAGGUGGUCACUGCCAAAGCUGCACUCAAGAGGUUGGCCAUCCCGUGCAUAAAAUGGAUGAAUGGUAUCAUAUGUGCUGCCAGGGUAAGGCAACAAUCUUAUCAUUCUAAACUCUCACGCUCACAAGGCCAUCCCAUGUUCACUGGCAUCUCACUCACUGCCAGCUCGAGGGACAUCACCAUCAUUCUCUCUCUCCCUCUCUCACACACACCCACAUACCUCCAUCAGGCCUCAUCUCUUCUGGAGACUGCCUCCU